GAAGACUAAUUGAUUUGUGAAGAACUGCCUAACCGGAGCGAAAUUGCAUCUGAGCAAGCUGCGGCCGGCGAUAAGCAUCUGUGAACUGAGACUCGCCGGAGACUAGAAGUUUCAGUACAGUGCAGCAUUCAAUGUUGAGGUGCAGUCGUCUGCCGCCAUUUGCAUCACCGGUUUUCAACGCUUUCGGGCGACGCUGGAUUCCCGCUCUCUGGCUUUCUAAUCAGUCGAAUCUCCGUUCUGCUUGCUUUUAUGCUCCAUUUUGCUCCCAUGUCCCCAAAAGCUUCAAACACGGCCAACGUCUCUGGACUCGUUCCAUGUCCGUUCAUCAUCCGAGUUCUAAAGUAACAGCUUCAUUUAGUUCCACUGGAGGCAGUGGAGAUAGUAGGGAAUUAUUGGUGCAGCACUUGCUUGUUAAAGAAGAUGACGUUAAGCUCUUAUUGGAUCUUCAGCAGAGAAUUUCCGGCGGUGAAGAUCUGAGCGAUCUUGCUGUGGAGUACUCAAUCUGCCCAUCCAAAGAAGAAGGAGGAAUGCUUGGAUGGGUGAGGAAGGGGCAAAUGGUACCAGAGUUUGAGGAGGCUGCCUUUAGUGCACCCUUAAACAAAGUGGUAAAAUGUAAAACACAGUUUGGAUGGCACUUAUUGCAAGUUAUAUCUGAGAGAGAAGAAUCGGUACUUCUGGACAUUCAACCUGAGGAGCUUCAUUCGAAAAUGCAAGAUCAGAACUUCUUGAAUGAGGCACAGUUAAUUGAUGUCCGAGAACCUGAAGAAGUGGACCAGGCUUCUUUGCCAGAUUUUCAGGUACUACCUCUCCGCCAAUUUGGAAGCUGGGGACCAGAAGUAACUACGAAGUUUGAUCCUCAGAAGGAGACUUAUGUCAUGUGCCACCAUGGAGUGAGGUCAUUGCAGGUCGCAAAAUACUUACAAAUGCAGGGUUUCAAGAAAGUAUACAAUGUGUCUGGAGGAAUCCAUGCAUAUUCUCUCAAAGUUGAUCCAUCUGUCCCUACUUACUGAGAUACUGCCCUUUCCCUUUGAGUUAUUUUGUUUUGAAUCUUCAUGGGAGGCUUUUUAGUUUUUUAUGCUUAUUUUUGUUAAAAUAUGCUUCUACUUCUUUUUUACUUUCACUCUUAUGAUGUUUCUGGUGAUUGUGAUUUUAUUUGUAAUAAUUUAGUUUUCACUAAUA
Messenger RNA from Momordica charantia (bitter melon), 1179 nucleotides. RefSeq names its product rhodanese-like domain-containing protein / PPIC-type PPIASE domain-containing protein. Gene Ontology annotation, molecular function: peptidyl-prolyl cis-trans isomerase activity. The record is from RefSeq and is a predicted model, not a curated record. NCBI's taxonomy places the organism in Eukaryota, Viridiplantae, Streptophyta, Magnoliopsida, Cucurbitales, Cucurbitaceae.